Messenger RNA from Monopterus albus (swamp eel), 6767 nucleotides. It is a transcript of the gene magixb, whose product is annotated as MAGI family member, X-linked b. Gene Ontology annotation, cellular component: cell-cell junction; cytoplasm. The transcript has 17 exons. Gene Ontology annotation, biological process: signal transduction. Gene Ontology annotation, molecular function: protein binding. Lineage: Eukaryota; Metazoa; Chordata; Actinopteri; Synbranchiformes; Synbranchidae. The coding region runs from base 569 to 4855 and encodes 1428 amino acids. The record is from RefSeq and is a predicted model, not a curated record.
UAUUCCUGGAUACAUAUUGCAAAUUAGGCUCGAAAGACUUAUAAUUAAAUGACGUAUUCACGCCUUUGAGCUACAACUUGGAUAUAAAGUCCUGGUUGUAAAUUGUAGUCUAAGCGAAAAAUGAUGCUGCUGAUGCAGGUACAGGGAGACCGAGAACAAUUAGGGGCGGUACUUUUAACUCUUUUAUUCCCUGCCCUACAGGCUCCUUAACUUCCCAAGAUAAGCCCUCUCAUUUACUUUUUUACCAGUGGAUCUUUACUACUAAAAUGUCUGGUUAGGAGCAGCAACAACAGCACUUUCUACUGGGCAGCAAAGACCACAGGCCUAAUCUGAUCCAAUCUUUAACGACUGACGUCCCGCGCCCUGAAAGCACCUCGCCUUCUGCCCGCACAGUGACACCUCAGAUCGGUCAAAUCUAUAUUACAGACGUUUUGUCUUUUUGUCGGAUGGUUACAGACUCAACCAAAAUGUGUAUACGUAGCCUAAAUAAUUAACCUGCCCACUUUGCCACAUGAAGACCAACAGGAAGGAUUUGACAAGGAGAGAGCGAACAUGAAGCUCAUUUGCCAUGUCUAAGACAGCGGUGAAGAAGCUGCACUGGCGUUCCAAUGUGCAGGACAGCUUUGUCCCCCUGCUAGGCUCAUCAGGGGAGCUGGGGAUCGCCAUUGGUGGAGGAGCAGAUUAUGGAGAGUUCCCUUUUGUCACGUCGGCUCCGGGGGGCGGACUCACAGUGGGAGAUAUCAUCCUAGAAAUUGGGGGAACACCUGUAUUAGGGAUGACAUUAGGAGACGUCCGUGGUGUCCUCAGCUCCUGCCCCCAUCCUAUUCGCAUCAAAACUGUGUCACCAGGCUCCACAUUGUGCAAGGAUCUCAGGUUGUAUCUGAGUAAGUGUUUCACACCCGGCUCGGUGGACAGCCAACUUCAACAGGUCAUCCGAGAGAACCUCUACCUCCGCGCUGUACCUUGUACAACCAGACAGCCCAGAGAUGGUGAGAUCUCAGGGGUAGACUAUAACUUUGUCUCCAUUGAGGAGUUCUUCUCCUUGGAGGAGUCGGGAGCGCUGCUUGAGAGUGGCAAAUUCAAAGGGAAUUACUAUGGUACGCCUCGGCCUGUUCACAUAAGCACAGAGAGCCCGCCCAUCACCUACCAGGAACACUGCAACCUACUCAGAAACUUCCGCACCCGCAGCAAAUCACUCAGCAACCUGGAGAAGGCUGUAGAGGACUAUGAGAACAGCGAGGACGACUCAGGCCUGUCAGGAGACUCUGCAGGUCAUAGCAGUAGCAUCCCUACUGUCCGCCGGUCCCCCGGUCGGCCCCGGGCAUCCAGUAACAGCGGUCAUGCCAUAGAGAACGGGAUCAUCAGCAGCAGAGGUGGUGCCAGGGUGAGAGGUGUGACGCCUGAUCGCUGGGAGCAGGCCUUCAGCGACCCUGGGGAGUCUCUCUACAUAGAUCGCAACCUGGAUAGGACCAGCUGGCAGAGCCCUCGAGCCUCAAGCAGAGAGACUGUCUACAGAAAUGAAUGGUUCACAGACCAGCCUGAGGAGCUCAGGGGUUUCCCUGUACACACACACUUGACCAAGGGCUCCAGAGGGUUUGGCUUCAAUAUUGUGGGGGGCAGCAGGCCAAGAGAGUUACUCCAGGUCUACAGUGUGACUGCAAGUGGGCCCACAGCACUCAAGACAGCUGACAUCCUCGUGUACAUCAAUGAGGUUUGUGUGCUGGGAGUGUCUCACAAAGAGGUGGUAGAAAUGCUCAAGUCGGUGCCUGUGGGCCACAGCGUGGAUGUAGAAGUUAGAAGAGGGUAUCCCAUGCUCUACAACUCCGAUGGUUGUCCCAAGCAGCCCCCGCCAAGGCUACUGGACAGAGGAGAGCCCAUCCUACCGCCCACCACCACCCAGCCUCAGUCUCUUCAUCAGCUACCUCGCCUCCCGACACCCACUCCCCAGACCCAGCACUUUAACUAUAAUGGGGUCCACAGUGAUGGGGGCUUCAUGGAACCAGGGGUUCCUCAAGAUGGUAAUGGAAAUUCCACAUCUUUCACGAUCAGACAGCCGCCCUCAUACAGACGCUCCACUAUAAGCGACAUUGCUUCCUCUUCCCCCGUGCGCCCACCUCGUUCCCUGAGAAGCUUAGCCAGACUACAGUCCCUCGACCCAACCCUGGCGAGCCAGAGUGACAGCGAAGUCGUUUCUGCGAUUGGUUCACACAGGGCAUCAGUGAUUCGUAAUCACAACAACAACUCCCUCUCAGCACCCUCUCAUCCUUUACACUGCGGCACAUCCAAGUCAUCUGAGAGUGACCUAUCGACCGGCACCCUAUCAGGGUCCAGGCUGCCCCUGCCUCAUUCACCCAGGAGACCCCCGUCGUCCCUGGGCGAGCCCCACAGAGCUUACGCUCGCCUCUUCAGACCACAGACCUCCCACCUCAGACCUCCUCUGACCCCUGACAGCCCUAUUCAUCUUUGCUUCAACACUUUCCACAGCAACACCAGCCCCGCUGCAAGUCCCAGCAGUGUGUCCUCUCCUGGGGCGAUGAGUGUGGGCAGUGGAGUUGGCAGCGGAGGAGAGCUGGUACCAGUGGCCUUGGCUCAGACUGAAGGAGACAGAGGCCUUGGCUUCAGCAUGACGGCUGGCGGUCUGGGAGGCAGGAUGACUAUAGUGAAAAGAGUCUGGGAUAGGAAGCAGUGCAACUCUCUGCAGCCAGGGGACGCUAUUGUCAAAAUCAAUGGAGCUGAUGUUCAGAGCCUUAGCCUUUUACAGGUACAAAAAGUUCUCCAGGAACACACCAAACAGGGAGAAGUCGUCUUACUGGUUUACAGAGGAGGUAUCUAUCAUCCAACCACCUCUCCUGGCUCCGUUAAGAGACUCCCCUCACCUCUGCUCCACCCCCCUCCUCCACCUGUAGGCUCAGACAACUCCUCUGUGCUCCCCGAACCACUGCCUAUGACCCGUAUUUCAGUCAGUAGCCCUCCCUCCCCAGCCCUGACGUGUUGUUCAUUGAUCCAGAGCACUAGUUUCUUGGAGUCGAUUCCAGUGACCCUGACAAUGGAGCCCAAAGACUGGAUCAGCACGGGCCUGGAGGAUGAGGCGGGCAGUGUCACAGUGCCUGAUUCAGUUCCUCAGAGGCAGGGUCAUGAACGAACGCGGCCGCUCCAGGGAUUUGAAGUGGAGUUGAGGAGAAAGCCAGCAGAGGGCUUUGGGUUUGUUAUUGCUUCUCAGGAUGUGGAGAAUGGCAAAGCUGCUUCUCUUCUCCCUCAUCGGUUUGUGACUGUCCGUCGAGGCAGCCCAGCAGCCAAGAGUGGGCAGAUCCGGCCCGGAGAUCGAUUAGAGGCAGUAGAGGGACGCUCAGUGGUGUCUCUGCCUCAUCGGGAGCUUGCACAGAUACUGCGCCGAGUGGGGAAUACUAUACGCCUCACCGUUGUCCCUCGUCCCAGCACCUACUCUUCAAGCCUUUCAGAAACAACUGAACAUGACCCUGGUCAAAGAAGCAGAAAAGCUCUGAAGUCACGUCCAAAGCGUGACUCCAGGUAUUACAGUGUAGACCUGGACCGUGGCCCCUCAGGCUUCGGUUUCAGCCUCCGAGGGGGCAGUGAGUACAACAUGGGCCUCUACGUCCUGGGACUGAUGGAGGGGGGGCCAGCCUCACACAGUCACAAAAUGCAGGUGAGCGAUCAGCUGGUGGAGAUCAAUGGGGACAGUACAGCCGGGAUGACCCACAGCCAGGCUGUUGAACAGAUCCGCAGGGGAGGCCAUCGCAUCCACCUGGUCCUCAAGAGAGGAAACGGCUACGUGCCUGACUAUGGCCGUAAGCACAGAAUUGCCUCCCCCUCCCUGCUGCAGCACCCCAAGGAGCAGGGUUUGGUUGCAGUAGACUCCACUGGGUGGAGGGGGCGCAGCUCCAAGCAGAAAAGUAGAAGCAGGUCUUCAAGUCACAUGAAAGGAAAAGAGCCAAGAAGGAGAAGACGACGACGACGAGCCUCAGGAGGAGAGAGGAGCCCGGGUUUACAGUCCCCCAUCUCUGAGCAGGGAGCAAGAUCUCAGGAAGCCAGGGGAAGGAGAAAAAGAGGGUUUCAGAGUUUACCUAGAGAUGACCUCAGGAAUUAUGAUGAUAGUGACUUGGAGCAGGGAACAGAGAGUGGAAGAAAUAGGGAGAGGGGGAGGAGUAGAAGGAGAGGGAGAAAAAGCAGGAGCGAGGAGAGGGUGAAGACCACAGAGGGUGAGGAGGAGUCUGUAGGACCUGCUGAUGAGAAGAGGGUGGAAGAAAGGGCUGAGGAGGUGCAGCAAGGAGUGAAUGUAGAGAGAGAAGAGAGUAUUAUCCUACCCAUUCCAAGUCCAAAUCGAAAGCUUCCCAGACCCAACCAGAAGUUGGAGGUGACGUCUGUUGUAAACUGGGACAUAGCAGCAGAGUACAGGGAACUGAGGAAAGAGAUGGAGCCGGACAGUGAGCAGGAGCCGGACAGGUCAUGGGAUAGUGACCGAGGUGAAAUUAUAGAGACAGGGCUGAAUGAUGAUGAGAGAGGCGAUGGCGCACAGAGCAGGUACAUCGAGAGGCCUUUACCAAGUGUGAUAGAUCUAGUGUCACAGAUAAGGAACUUCUCCUUCCUCUCCCCAGCACUGUCCAUAGAGCAGCUGGUGGACAGUGAGUCAGAGCCUGAAGGCAGCCAGUCUGACAGCAGCGUGUCCGCUGACACUGUCUCAAGCCUUUCUCUGCCUGCCAUUGAAGAGGGCGAGCACAGGGCGGCAGCACUGCCAGGCCCUUGGCUCAAACCCAGCCAGCAGGGGGCGGCUCAGGUUCUAGAGGGGAGCAGGCGGACAGGGCCAGGGGAGGGAGAAGCGCUGUCUCGUGACUUUUGACAGGAUAGAGCAUGCAGCAGCUGAAUGAUACUGUAUCAGAUCCUGCUACACUGUUAGACCUUGACUCGAUUUCUGCAGCUACCCACACUACCAACAUUUCCUCUAAGCCACUUUGAUAUCUCCAGUAGUAUGAAGUCAUAUUCUUUGUGCCUUUUUACUGUUGACUUCUGGCUGGUGUUAAAUAUCAAUGUCACAUUUUAACUCACCAUCAUUUCUUUUUUGCUGGUCAAACAGCAAUGACUUGUCUUUGUUUCUGAGAUACUCUCUUCAUAUUGGACUCCCCUCAUUAACAUUUGAUAGACGUUUCCAGGACAACAAGGUAUUUCUCUCACUCACUUUACUGCUUCUCUUUGGCUACUUCACCAGUGUCGUGUCCCCCCCCCACUGUAAAAAGACUGCAUAGACAUUCACUUAUACCUCAUGAAGAUACUAAGCAAUAAUAAUCAAUGCAACUAUCCAAGACUAUCAGCCAUCAUGUCCACUGCACCACAGCGGAAACAGUGUAACAUGUUUGUUCCUUAUCGUCUUUGUCUUAUGUGGACACUUGCAACGACUUGUAAUGUUGUUAUGUAUAACUGAAUAUUUGAUUGCGAUAAUGCAAAUCCCUUUUGACAGCAGGUGUGAAAUCUAUACUCUGUAAAUAUUUGUAGAGAAAUAAAUGAACCUAUUGUAAAUACUAAGCUAACUGGAGCCAAGCCCUGAUUUGUAUUACUGAAGUGUAAUACAUAAUGAUAAGUCUAUAUAGGCUAAAUAAAUAUAUGCAGUAUAUCUAUACAUUAUACUCAACAGCUACCUGUUCAUAUGAUCAGUUAUUGUGUGAUGAAAAAUAAUGUGAAAAUUGGUAUAUACAGCUCAAAAUGUAAACACAGUCUAACAACAAUAUUGUACCUGUCCUAUUCAUAAAUGAAUGUUUUGUAAUGUUCUGCUUGAGUGUGGAUUAGGAUACUUGGUGGUACCCUACGUCAGACGUCAGCAAAAGAUGCCAAAAAUAUGCAUCCGGUGUGCAUAUUUCAAGUACUGUUAAUAUCGUGUAUGUGAGGUUAGUACAAAACCACUGUCUGGAGUCUAGAGCGUGCUGUGCUCAUUGUGCCACGUACAGUUGCCUUGGUAACAUAAACUACUUUAUCAUAACCACAGAUUUUUCUUACUGUGAAAACCCUUGCUCUGAGGUCUCUGAUAAAAGAGGUGGGCAGGCCAUUUAGUAAUUUUAGUCAUGCCAAAAAAGGGCCCCUGCUGUAAUUCCACAAAAAAUAAUAAGUCUCUGCAGAAUUUGAGCUCAGUGUUGAAUCUGCAGUGCAAAAUCACACACCAUUUUAUUUUCCUCUUUGUUUUAUUUUUAAUUCUGUUAUGGAAAACCAGAAGCCAAGCUGAAUGGAUACUGUGAGAUGUUAUUUUUCUAUGAAAUUAUCUUUUUUGAAAUACUCAGGUUUUCAGAUACUUUGCUCUAGAUAGGCCAUUAGGAGGCAACGCUGCAGAGGGACUUCAUUUUCAUAGGGCAGAGUGGAUUAUUUAAAUGUUAACUCAGCAUCACUUUUAUUCUUAAUGGCAGCACUUGGAGACACAGACUGUUAAACCUCUUUUUUACCAGUCCAUAAUUAUCUAAAGGUCGACGCUCUAAGUGAAGCCAUUCCUUCGUUUGUACCCAUCACGAACAAACCAUAAGACUGAAAAGAACUGCUUGGUGCGCUCUGCCCAGUUUUUUGCAUUGCUGUGCUGCCCAGAAGUGGUAGUGCUGUGACCAACCCAACAUACUGUAGCCUAUUCCCCAAACAAUAACCAUAGAGAGUAGCUAGGUACUCGAUGUCAGACUUAUUUUAUAAUGUUUGCUAAUGUUCUUUCUUUAGACUUUAAUUUCCUAAGGGGUUAUAUGGCUGUAAACUGUAAACACAUUCUCAUAAAACUGCAAAUAAAG